AAAGCACCCGGAUUGGGAUCGUGGACCCUGCUCUUCCCGUUCCUGUCACCUCCCCAGCAGCCUUGAAAAGCCCCUUAUCACCUUCUAAGCUAAACAAGCCACUUUGUACCAGUCUUCCCGUCUCCGGCUUCUGCUGAGUUUUAUAAACAACUUCCCCAAAGAGGCUGACGAGGAUGUUUUCCCUCGCCUUGGGCAGCCUGGGAACGGGGGGUCCCGGCACCCCGGAAAUGACUCGGUCGUGCCCCCUCUCUCCCCGCACCCACGAGGGUUGGCCUUUGGGUGCCAUUGGUCCCCAAAUGGGAGCCCAAGGGUGGCCGGCUCCUUCCCCCGGAGGGGAUAUAAAGGCUGGAGGAGCAGCCCUAGCUCUCUGUGCUAGGAUUUACGGGAAGAAGGAGGGAUGGGACCUGGAAGCAGCUUGAUCCUCGCUCUUCUUUACUGGGUGAUAGGCAAGGUGGCUGCCUACCCACCCUGGGAUUUCUCCUGGGGCAACCUGGCGAGCCAAGGGGCGCAGGCAGACCCCCAUGCCUGGCCUUGGGCAGAGGAUCCUCACUCUCGAGCCGUCUCCAGCCAUCACCCGGUGACGGUGCAGUGCCAGGAGGCUCAGCUGGUGGUGAUGGUGCACAGGGACCUCUUCGGUACUGGCCGCCUGGUCAACGCGGCUGACCUGACGCUGGGGCCGGCGGCGUGCAAGCAUUCCUCGAUAAACCCUGCCCUCAACGCUGUCAUCUUCACUGCUGGCCUCCACGAGUGUGGCAGCAUCGUGCAGGUCACCCCGGAGUCCCUCAUCUACCGCACACUCCUCAACUACGAACCCAGCCCUGCCAGCAACCCUGUUAUCAUCCGCAACAACCCCGCUGUCAUUCCCAUUGAGUGCCACUACCCCAGGAGGGAGAACGUGAGCAGCAAUGCCAUCCGCCCCACCUGGGCUCCCUUCAGCAACACGCUGUCGGCGGAGGAGAGGCUGAUGUUCUCCUUGCGCCUCAUGAACGAGGACUGGACCUCCGAGAGACCCUUCACUGGUUUUCAACUGGGGGAUGUCCUCAACAUCCAAGCGGAGGUGGCCACCGAGAGCCACGUGCCACUGCGGUUGUUUGUGGACAGCUGUGUGGCUGCCCUCAGCCCCGGCACCGACUCCUCACCCCACUACUCCAUCAUCGACUUCAAUGGGUGCUUAGUUGAUGGGAGGUCAGACGAUACCAGCUCUGCCUUCAUCACCCCCCGACCGCAGGAGGACAUGCUGCGCUUCAGCAUUGACGUCUUCAGGUUCGCAGGGGACACAAGGAACCUGAUCUACAUCACUUGCCACCUGAAGGUGACCCCAGUGGACCAAGCCCCAGACCCCCUGAACAAGGCUUGCUCCUUCAACAAAGCCAGAAACACCUGGGCACCAGUGGAAGGCACCCGGGACAUCUGCAGCUGCUGCGAGACGGGCAGCUGCGAGGCUCCUGCACUCUCCCAAAGGCUCAACCCCUUGGAGCGAUGGCCUGGCCGCCGCUUCCGCCGCCACAAUGCCAACGCGAAAGUGGCCGAAGCUGACGUGGUCAUUGGCCCCGUGCUGCUCUCAAAGAACCCGGCCAUCGUGAGAGAGCAACAGGAGGGAGGUCAGGGUGAGUCCCUGCCGGCCACGUCCCUGGGGCACAGCCCGGUGCCAAGCACUAACCGCCCCCUUGGUUUUGCAGGUGGGGUGACAGUGGUGGCCAGCGUAGGGCUGGCGCUGAUCUGCGUGGUGGCUGGCGUGGGGCUGGCCGGGGCUGCGCUGGCCAUUGGCAUGGGGCGCAGGAGGUGCACUCGUGGCUCGGCGUGAGCGAAGGGUGAGACCCAAAUAAAGCCUGGGAAGGACAAAGAGCAUCCGUUCCACUCCUUCUGCGCUGGCACCCUGGGGCUGUGCCUGGGCUGGGUGCCCUGCCAGGGAGGGAGCAUCCAUCCCGCCACACUGCACCCCGCCAGCUCCCACAUAGAAUAGUUUGGGUUGGAAGGGACCUUUAAAGAUUAUCCAGUUCCAAUCCCUGUGUCAUGGGCAGGG
Molecule: messenger RNA, 2023 nt
Organism: Cuculus canorus (common cuckoo)
Lineage: Eukaryota; Metazoa; Chordata; Aves; Cuculiformes; Cuculidae
Product: zona pellucida sperm-binding protein 3
Exons: 8
Coding region: 398-1804 (468 amino acids)
Biological process (GO): egg coat formation; positive regulation of acrosome reaction; binding of sperm to zona pellucida
Cellular component (GO): extracellular matrix
Molecular function (GO): acrosin binding
Source: RefSeq, a predicted model, not a curated record